GAGAGAUGGAGAGGGUGAGAGGACAGUAGCAGGUCAAAGACAAAGAUAAUAGCCGCAGGUCAGUCUCAUUCCAGGUUCCACCAUCUCCUGUACCAGUUGCCAUGGCUUCAGCUGUUUUACCUGCUCUGAGUGUCUGUCUCUGUGCCUUGGCACUAAUUCUCUGCAACAGUCCAGCAGAGGCUCAGGCAGAUUUAGCUUUGGAUUGUUGCCUGAAGGUUAGCCAUCAAAUCAUCCCCAAACAAAUCCUCCUCAGUUACCAAAAGCAGUUCAGAGGUGAUGGCUGCCCCCUUGAUGCUGUUGUGUUCAGAACCAGAAAAGAUCGAAACCUGUGUGCCCCACCUGCUACUGAAGUUCAGUGGGUUAGAGACCUGACCAAGUUUCUGGACACAAGGCUCAGGAAGUGCAAAGAAACCAAAUUUCAGGCCAAACGCUGUGAAGCCUUGAAGCCUUUGUCUGAUUGAGAGAUCACACUCAUUUCAGCUAAUGAUGAAACUGAUGUCACAAAUCUUUGGUGGUUUCUGUUCUUUAAUAAAUUGCUGAUCUUCCUCUAUCAGAAAUUUCCAAAUUAGCAAAAUUGUUUGAGCUGCACUGUAGGUUCUGUUGCUAUAUUUUUUAUUUUGUUGAUAUAACAAUCCUGUUGCAUUACUA
Xyrauchen texanus (razorback sucker) is the source of this 648-nucleotide messenger RNA. It is a transcript of the gene ccl19a.1, whose product is annotated as chemokine (C-C motif) ligand 19a, tandem duplicate 1. Gene Ontology annotation, cellular component: extracellular region. The record is from RefSeq and is a predicted model, not a curated record. Lineage: Eukaryota; Metazoa; Chordata; Actinopteri; Cypriniformes; Catostomidae. The coding region runs from base 102 to 461 and encodes 119 amino acids. Gene Ontology annotation, molecular function: chemokine activity; CCR chemokine receptor binding. Gene Ontology annotation, biological process: G protein-coupled receptor signaling pathway; immune response; positive regulation of ERK1 and ERK2 cascade. The transcript has 4 exons.